AUGUAUCUAUCAGACUCUUCAUAUCUAUCUCAGUCAAUCCCUAUCUAUCUAUCUCAAUCCAUAUCAAUCUAUCUCAGUCAAUACCUAUCUAUCUAUCUAUCUAUCUAUCUAUCUAUCUAUCUAUCUAUCUUAGUCAAUCCAUAUCAAUCUCAGUCAAUACCUAUCUAUCUAUCUAUCUAUCUAUCUCAGUCAAUCCAUAUCAAUCUCAGUCAAUCCAUAUCAAUCUAUCUAUCUAUCUAUCUAUCUAUCUCAGUCAAUCCAUAUCAAUCUCAGUCAAUACCUAUCUAUCUAUCUAUCUAUCUAUCUAUCUAUCUAUCUAUCUAUCUAUCUAUCUAUCUAUCUCAGUCAAUCCAUAUUAAUCUCAGUCUAUCUAUCUAUCUAUCUAUCUAUCUAUCUAUCUAUCUAUCUAUCUAUCAUAUCAAUCCAUAUCAAUCUAAUCAAUCACAUUUUCUAUCUAUCUAUCUAAACUAUCUAUCUAUCUAUCUAUCUAUCUCUCUAUCUAUCUAUCUAUCUCUAUCAAUCCAUAUCAAUCUCAGUCAAUAUCUAUCUAUCUGUCUAUCUAUCUCAAUCCAUAUUAAUCUCAGUCUAUAUCUAUCUAUCUAUCUAUCUAUCUAUCUAUCAUAG
Molecule: messenger RNA, 624 nt
Organism: Acanthosepion pharaonis
Lineage: Eukaryota; Metazoa; Mollusca; Cephalopoda; Sepiida; Sepiidae
Source: the annotation of a GenBank genome assembly